CGCUUAACUUCCCAUUUGGGUCACAGAAUCUGAUGGGUCACACAUUUUGGCGUCGCCCGAUGUUAUGCCGAGUUUUGCCUGCCUACCGAGAAUUGCAUGCAUCCCAAAUAAUGCUUAUAAACGCUGUAAUAUUCUUUGUGGGCUUCAUCAAUGGUGGUAAAUGAUUCGAAGUAUAUAAUUUAUGAACGUUUAGAGUUUCUGCAAAUGUAUCUGUAACGUUAGCUCUUAAAAUAUUACAUGUGUGUUCUUUGCUCCUGGACAGCUUCCUUCUCUUCACACUCUUCAAGAGUCCUCCUGGUCCACUUACUGGGAGAAACAGUCAACGGGUAUUAAACUUUAAUGAUAGGAGGGGGUUAUGGACGCCGAUUUUAUCAGGGGAACUAUUAGAUUUUGGUGUUGGACAUGAACCUGCUGGGCUGUGGAAUUGAGGACGGAAGGGUUGAAAAGGCCCAUAAAAACCUCAGGAGUCACCAGCUGGGGGCGUCCACGGCUUCCUGUACGCCAUGUGCAGCCUCUCCUCCUCCGGCACAGAAAAAGAAAGAGCAGCUGCUUCUCACAUCACCAGCCUUUGCUCUGUCAUCCCCCUCCUCCUCCUCCCUCCUCCCUCAGGAAAGGGGAGCGCCACACCCUGCCAGCCAAUCAGAGCUCGGCUCCACCUUCUCCAUCACCUCAUCUCAGUUUCCAAGUGGGAUUGCCACAACAUCAAAGGCACCUCCCUCCCUCCCUCUCUCUCCCUCUCUCUCUGCAUCCUCCAACAUCCGACACUCAGGAAGAGAAGAAGAAGGGAACGAGAUGGACUAA
Molecule: messenger RNA, 801 nt
Organism: Micropterus salmoides (largemouth bass)
Lineage: Eukaryota; Metazoa; Chordata; Actinopteri; Centrarchiformes; Centrarchidae
Product: soluble scavenger receptor cysteine-rich domain-containing protein SSC5D-like
Exons: 4
Coding region: 403-801 (132 amino acids)
Source: RefSeq, a predicted model, not a curated record